AUGGAUCGCUUUCUCCGUGUUCCUCGUGGCUACGGGAUCAUACAGCCUUUGACCUAUCCUGGCCCCAGGUCACACAGUCAACAGCAAAAUUGGCCACAAAACAUGGGAGCUCCCGUUUUCCUAGCCAGGCCUAUGGUACCAGCGUACGUCUCACAGCUCUGUAUGGACCCUUACAACAGGGUUCAGCUUCAAGUCGUUCCUACUCAGAUGAACCCCAACGUGAGUCUAUGUCUACAUAGGGCCAACACCAAGGACGUGGGCAUCCAGGUGAGCAUUCACGUGGAUAAGUCAGUGCAGUGCUCACUGGGGUCACAGACACUACACAGCAGCUCCCUCUCGGACAGAACCAGCUCCAGGAAGCCCACUGAAGCUUGGAGAGCAGGCCAGAGAGGCUUGAUCCAGCUACCCCAGGGUGGGGAAGACAAGAAAAGCCGGGAGCUCACAGGACCUACAGAGGCCAAUCAGCUGGUGCCACCUACAAGGAGCCAGGAUGAUGACAAGCAGGAUACACUCUCCCAGCUGAAGGAAUCGGGGGAGGCAUAUGCCCCCAGCCCUCAGGACCGGAAGAGCAAGCAGUUUUUGGAACCUAAAUACGGCUAUUUUCACUGUAAAGAUUGUAAGACAAGAUGGGAGAGUGCUUAUGUGUGGUGCAUCACAGGUACCAACAAAGUUUAUUUCAAACAGCUCUGUAGCAAGUGCCAAAAGAGUUUUAACCCUUACCGAGUAGAAGCAAUCCAAUGCCAGACCUGCUUAAGUUCCCGCUGUUCCUGUUCUCAAAAGAAAAGGCACAACGAUCUCCGGAGGCCACACCGCCAGGAGCUCUGCGGCCACUGCAAAGACAAGAAAUUCCCCUGUAGUGUUUCCUAUAGCUUUAAAUAA
Molecule: messenger RNA, 879 nt
Organism: Rattus rattus (black rat)
Lineage: Eukaryota; Metazoa; Chordata; Mammalia; Rodentia; Muridae
Gene: Zar1l
Product: zygote arrest 1 like
Exons: 4
Coding region: 1-879 (292 amino acids)
Biological process (GO): translation
Cellular component (GO): cytoplasm
Molecular function (GO): mRNA base-pairing post-transcriptional repressor activity
Source: RefSeq, a predicted model, not a curated record